AUGAGAGCAAAUGUUGGAGUUUCGAACCCAGGAAUCGAGACUUACAAAGCAAACGCAUUGCCACUAGACGAGGACAGCAUAACAGGAAUACUCAAGAAGAACAUGUUCAAAGACAACAACCUCAAGGUGAAGAUCAAAGAUCACCAAGUGGCCAACGAGAUUUCACUCAGUAUUAUAAUUAUCUUAGCGGAAAUAAUUUUCCCGGGUUUUAGAUUGUUAUUUAAAUUUAUAUUACGUCGUUUAAAAUUAUCUUAUUGCAUUUAGUUUUUGUAUUUGUUUGGUUUUAAUUUUGU
Molecule: messenger RNA, 293 nt
Organism: Arabidopsis lyrata subsp. lyrata
Lineage: Eukaryota; Viridiplantae; Streptophyta; Magnoliopsida; Brassicales; Brassicaceae
Exons: 2
Coding region: 1-264 (87 amino acids)
Source: RefSeq, a predicted model, not a curated record